Leptopilina heterotoma is the source of this 1880-nucleotide messenger RNA. RefSeq lists its product as uncharacterized. The record is from RefSeq and is a predicted model, not a curated record. NCBI's taxonomy places the organism in Eukaryota, Metazoa, Arthropoda, Insecta, Hymenoptera, Figitidae. The coding region runs from base 192 to 1715 and encodes 507 amino acids. The transcript is spliced from 5 exons.
AGGACUUUUCUAUCAUUUUUCCAUCGUCUAUUUUUCGUUGUUAUUAACAUUAUUUUUUUGGAAAAUUGAGAAGUCAAUCGACAAGUCUGAGAUUAAAUCAAUAUUUUAAGAGAGGAAAAUCUUGUUUGCAAAUGGUCAAAUGAAAACUUGUCCGGCCUAUUGAAAAGAAACGUUAUUUUUGCUGUAAUAAAAUGAAGGAAGAAAUUUAUUCUCAAACUUUGGAAAUUCAAGAUAUGUCACCUUCGGAAAUUUUGAAACUGGAAAAAAGCGCAAGUAACAAUAAAAGUGAAAAUAAUGAUGAGUGGGAAGAAAUUAAAAAUCAAAAAGCAGCAAUGAAAUUGGAAAAUAAUAAUAAUGAUCUUCAGAAUGAAAUUGUAACAAUAUGGAAAAAUGAUUAUAACAAAUCUGCUGAAAAUAAUAAUAAUAAUAAUAUUAAUGACUUGAGGGACCAGGAAAUAUAUUUAGUAAAUAAACUAAAAACUCUUAGUUAUCCAGAUAAUUCUGAACUAUUUGGUGACAAGAAAAAAAUUGAAUUCUUAGCUAAUUAUCUUAAAUUAGAAGAAGAAGGUUGUAAAAAUGGAUUUAAAAUUUUGCCGGACGAUGUGCUGAACAUAAUUAUUGCAACCAGUCUCGAAGGUGAUUGUGGAAGAUCACCCGAUGAAAGACCGGAUUGGCUCGAUUUGGAGAAAUUUAAACGGGGUCAAAAAUUUGCAGUGGACAAUGCAUUUGGAAUAUCGUAUUCGCAACUAUUGUCACUUUUUAUUUUAUUUUCCUUUGAAGAUGGACUUAAACCUUUGGUUGUUACUGGAAAGUCCAGUACGCCUUACACAGCUUUUAAGAGAUACAUUUCAACUGGACGACGAGUGAGGAAUUGGUACAUGGACGAUCCUUGGAAAAAGGGUACAGCAGCUUACAAUGACAUUCAAACAGUACGAAGGAUGCACGAGGCUGUGAGAAAGAAAUUAGCGUCUAUUGAUAACGAAACAAUAGAUAAAGAAGCUAAAAUUAAAAAUCCAUUUUGUCCAACGAGAAGUAUUCUCAUAGAAGAUUUUCAAUCGGCUUGCGCUGCACCAAGUUUAGGACAAUGUCCUUAUACGCUUUACAAAAAUCCGGAAUUAUUUUCUUUUCGGCCUAAAGGACUCAAUCAAGGGGACAUGAUUGCAACGCAAUUUGGAUUUAUGGGCUUGAUAAUUUUAUAUCCCUCGAAAUUUGGAAUUUACAAUGCGACCGAUGAGAAUUUAGAGGCAUUUUGUCACACUUGGCGGGGCAUUGGAUAUCUUCUGGGAAUAGACGACGAAUUUAAUUUUUGUCGAGGAACAUUGGAUGAAGUGAAGCAACGUUGUAGACAUUUUCUGGAGUAUUGGGCAAAACCGAAUUUUCGUGAAUUAACUCCGGAAUGUGAGCACAUGAUGAGAUGUAUAAUUGAGAGUUUGAAGUAUUAUGUACCUGGUGGUUGUUACGAGACAUGCGUUUUAUAUUUGUCGGAAAUGCUGAAUAUACAAAUGCCCAGAUUGUAUUCAACAUUAACGUAUAAGAUGUGGUUUAGAUAUCACUUUUCUAAGAUUCUUUAUCAAUAUACAUGUCAAGUGCCUGGAGUAUUAUGGUUAUUAAACAAAGGAGUAAAUAAUGCACUGGACAAAGCUUUGAAUUAUAGUGCAGAGAAACAUGAGGAAUUAAAAAUAAGGUCUGAGGAAACGUUGAAAAAAUACACCUAAUUUACCUGCUACCUGCAUAGAAUUAAAAUAUUUUCUAUCGUCAGAUAUUUUUAAUACAGUAAAAUAAUGAGCACAAUAAGGGGGAAUAUUAAAAAUAUACACAAUUUUAGAAAUGCUUGACAACUGUAUAUAAUAUUAUAUUUUUAAGAACAAGUGUUAGUGCAA